AUGCGGGCGAGCGGGAGCAGAAAGCCACCGAGUGCGUUGCGCUCCCGCGCGUCGGGCUCUGUAGUGGGCGCCGGGGUCCCGCGCGUGUCGGCGCCCGCCGGGCCCGCUCUCGCCGUGGCCGUGGGCUCAGCCGCCGCCCGGGGCACCCGGCUGCAGGACUCGGGCGAGGAGCGGCGGUGCCCCCGGCAGGUCUCCCGCGUCCCAGGCGCCAUGCGGGGCACGUGCGCGGUGCGGGGAGCGUGACCCGCGCUCAGGCCGGGGCCGCCGAGAAAAAGUGACUGAGACCAUAGGACCUUGACUGCAACUAGAUGGUGGCCACGGAAGUGGGGAACCUAGCUGAGACCAGGUGAACUUUAGCAGGUGUAGGCUGAUCCUGGCAGCACUGGACAUAACUGGAACUGGAACCAGAACCAGGAAUUGAUGUGCGUACACGCGGUGGGUCAGUAUGCUGCUGCACCUGUGUAGUGUGAAGAAUCUAUACCAGAACAGGUUUUUAGGCCUGGCUGCCAUGGCAUCUCCAUCUAGAAACUCCCAGAACCGACGCCGGUGCAAGGAGCCUCUGCGCCACAGCUACAACCCGGGCCAGUUCCACAGCAUGUCCAUCAGAACCGGCCCCCAUGGCACUGUCACCAUCCCCCGCUCCACCAGUGACACCGACCUGGUCACCUCAGACAGUCGCUCUACACUCAUGGUCAGCAGCUCCUACUACUCCAUAGGGCACUCACAGGACUUGGUGAUCCAUUGGGAUAUAAAGGAGGAAGUAGACGCCGGGGACUGGAUCGGCAUGUAUCUCAUUGAUGAGGUUUUGUCAGAAAACUUUCUGGAUUAUAAGAACCGUGGAGUCAAUGGUUCUCAUCGGGGUCAGAUCAUCUGGAAGAUUGAUGCCAGCUCAUACUUUGUAGAACCUGAAACUAAGAUCUGCUUCAAAUACUACCAUGGAGUGAGUGGAGCCCUGCGAGCCACCACCCCCAGUGUCACUGUCAAAAACUCAGCAGCUCCUAUUUUUAAAAACAUUGGCUCUGAAGAGACUGCCCAAGGGCAAGGAAGUCGGAGGCUAAUCAGCUUUUCUCUCUCAGAUUUCCAGGCCAUGGGGUUGAAGAAAGGAAUGUUUUUCAACCCAGACCCUUACUUGAAGAUUUCCAUUCAACCUGGGAAGCAUAGCAUCUUCCCUGCCCUCCCUCACCAUGGACAGGAGAGGAGAUCUAAGAUCAUAGGCAACACUGUGAACCCCAUCUGGCAGGCUGAGCAAUUCAGUUUUGUGUCCUUGCCCACCGAUGUGCUGGAAAUCGAAGUGAAGGACAAGUUUGCCAAGAGCCGCCCCAUCAUCAAGCGCUUCUUGGGAAAGCUAUCGAUGCCCGUUCAGAGACUCCUGGAAAGACAUGCCAUAGGGGAUAGGGUGGUCAGCUACACACUUGGUCGCAGGCUUCCAACAGAUCAUGUGAGUGGACAGCUGCAGUUCCGAUUUGAGAUCACUUCCUCUAUUCAUCCAGAUGAUGAGGAGAUUUCUCAGAGUACAGAGCCUGAAGCAGCAGAAGUUCAGGAUAGUCCCAUGAACCACCUGGUGGCAAACAGCAGUGGAGAGCCUCUGUGCAAUGCACCAGAGCUCUCUGGAAGUCUUCUGCCCGAGGAAGCCAGUGAGGACAGUGUCUUAGACAUGGCAGAGAAUGGGUGUCUGGAGUGUGACAAGCCAGCUGAGGAAGCUUUGGCAGGUACCACUGAGGCAGGAGGUGACAGCAUGGUCUCUGUGGGACCUGUAGGGGAUGGGGAAUUCCUAGCCCCAGGGCAAGAGGACUCUGAUCCUGUCCUGGGUGCUGAAGAACUGGCUGAGAGGCUGGACCUGGGUGGGGAGGAGACCCCAUCAGGGCUGUUGGAGGACAGUGAAGCCCCAGGCAACGUUGGGGAGCUAGAGGCAGACGAAGAGGCCACAGAGAGCAGAGCUGGGGGUCAGGAGGAGGAGAAAGAGCAGGCCGAGGAGGAGGAGGAGGAGGAGGAGGAGGAGGAGGGGGGGGGGUAUGUGUCUGCCUUGGGGCAGGGGGAGGACAGGCUGCAACUGCGGGCCUCAGUGAAGAGGAAAAGCAGGCCAUGCUCCCUGCCUGUGUCCGAGCUGGAGACUGUGAUCGCUUCUGCGUGCGGAGACCCGGAGACACCAAGGACGCACUACAUCCGCAUUCACACCCUGCUGCACAGCCUUCCCUCCGCCCAGGCCAGCGCCGAGGAUGACGGCGCUGAGGAAGAGUCCACCAUCAAGGACACCUCGGAAAAGGCUGGGUUCAGUGAGGUGGACACCGUGGCUGCAGAGCCUCCUCCCAUGGAAGACGAUGGAGAGGAGCCCGAUGGAGCUACUCCAGGUACUGCGCCACCUGGUCACUCCAGCUUGACCAAUGGGCUGACCCAGGAUGGGGACACGCACCCCAGCACGGGAAGUGAGAGCGACUCUAGCCCCAGGCAGGGCGGAGAGCACAGCUGCGAGGGGUGUGACCUGUCCUGCUGCAGCCCCUCGUGCUACAGCUCCUCGUGCUACAGCACAUCCUGCUACAGCAGCUCCUGCUACAGCGCCUCCUGCUACAGCCCCUCCUGCUACAACGGCAGCAGGUUCGCCAGCCACACCCGCUUCUCCUCGGUAGACAGCGCCAAGAUCUCCGAGAGCACCGUCUUCUCCUCGCAAGACGACGACGAGGAGGAGAACAGUGCCUUCGAGUCGGUGCCCGACUCGGUGCAGAGCCCAGACCUGGACCUCCAGGAGUCCACCAAUGGUGCCGGGUCGUGGCAAGAGGAGCUGACCGCCUCCGCCGGAAGCCUGGCAAGAACGGUGGAAGGUCUGGAGUCUCCCGUGGCAGGGCCAAGCAAUCGGAGAGAAGGUGAAUGUCCUAUACUCCAUAAUUCCCAGCCAGUAAGCCAGCUUCCUUCCUUGAGGCCUGAACAUCAUCACUACCCAACAAUCGAUGAGCCUCUUCCACCAAACUGGGAAGCACGCAUCGACAGCCAUGGGCGUGUCUUUUAUGUGGACCAUGUGAACCGCACGACCACCUGGCAGAGGCCCACAGCAGCAGCCACCCCUGACGGCAUGCGGAGGUCAGGGUCCAUCCAGCAAAUGGAGCAACUCAACAGGAGGUAUCAAAAUAUUCAACGAACCAUUGCAACAGAGAGGUCUGAAGAAGAUUCUGGAAUCCAGAGUUGUGAACAAAAUACAACAGGAGGAGGAGGUGGCGGGAGUGACUCAGAAGCGGAAUCUUCUCAGUCAAGCCUAGAUCUGAGAAGAGAAGGCUCACUUUCUCCAGUGAACUCACAAAAAAUUACUUUGCUGCUGCAGUCUCCAGCGGUCAAGUUCAUCACCAACCCUGAGUUCUUUACUGUGUUGCACGCCAACUAUAGUGCCUACCGCGUCUUCACUAGUAGCACCUGCUUAAAACACAUGAUUCUCAAAGUUCGGCGGGAUGCACGCAAUUUUGAACGCUACCAGCACAACCGGGACUUGGUGAAUUUCAUCAACAUGUUUGCUGACACGCGGCUUGAGUUACCCCGGGGCUGGGAGAUCAAAACAGACCAGCAGGGAAAGUCUUUCUUCGUGGACCACAACAGCCGAGCUACCACUUUCAUUGACCCCCGAAUCCCUCUUCAGAAUGGUCGUCUUCCAAAUCAUUUAACACAUCGGCAGCACCUCCAGAGACUCCGAAGCUACAGUGCAGGAGAGGCCUCAGAAGUCUCUAGAAACAGAGGAGCCUCUUUACUGAGCAGGCCAGGACACAGCCUCCUGGCUGCUAUUCGAAGCCAACAUCAACACGAGUCAUUGCCACUGGCAUACAAUGACAAGAUUGUGGCAUUUCUUCGCCAGCCAAACAUCUUUGAAAUGCUGCAGGAGCGUCAGCCAAGCUUGGCAAGAAACCACACACUCAGGGAGAAAAUUCAUUACAUUCGGACAGAGGGUAAUCACGGGCUUGACAAGUUGUCCUGUGAUGCAGAUCUAGUCAUUUUGCUGAGUCUCUUCGAAGAAGAGAUUAUGUCUUAUGUGCCACUACAGGCUGCCUUCCAUCCCGGAUACAACUUCUCUCCCCGCUGUUCUCCCUGUUCCUCACCUCAGAGCUCCCCAGGUUUACAGAGAGCCAGUGCAAGAGCCCCCUCACCCUACCGGAGAGACUUUGAGGCCAAGCUCCGCAAUUUCUACCGGAAAUUAGAAGCCAAAGGAUUUGGUCAGGGUCCAGGGAAAAUUAAGCUCAUCAUCCGUCGGGAUCACUUGUUGGAGGGAACGUUUAAUCAGGUGAUGGCCUAUUCCCGGAAGGAACUCCAGAGAAAUAAGCUCUACAUCACCUUUGUUGGAGAGGAGGGCCUGGACUACAGUGGUCCUUCUCGCGAGUUCUUCUUCCUUUUGUCUCAGGAGCUCUUCAACCCAUACUACGGACUCUUUGAGUAUUCUGCAAAUGAUACUUACACAGUGCAGAUCAGCCCCAUGUCAGCUUUUGUAGAAAACCAUCUUGAAUGGUUCAGAUUUAGCGGUCGGAUCCUAGGUCUGGCUCUGAUCCAUCAGUAUCUUCUUGAUGCUUUCUUCACAAGACCCUUCUACAAGGCCCUCCUGAGACUGCCUUGUGACUUGAGUGACCUGGAGUAUCUGGAUGAAGAAUUCCACCAAAGUUUGCAAUGGAUGAAGGACAACAACAUCACAGAUAUUCUAGACCUCACUUUCACCGUUAAUGAAGAGGUCUUUGGACAGGUGACGGAAAGGGAAUUAAAAUCUGGAGGAGCCAAUACCCAGGUGACAGAGAAGAACAAGAAGGAGUACAUUGAGAGGAUGGUGAAGUGGCGGGUGGAACGUGGAGUGGUGCAACAGACGGAGGCCUUGGUGCGGGGAUUCUAUGAGGUAGUAGACUCAAGGCUUGUGUCCGUGUUCGAUGCCAGAGAGCUGGAGUUGGUGAUAGCUGGCACAGCAGAAAUCGACCUAAAUGAUUGGCGGAAUAAUACCGAGUACCGGGGAGGUUACCAUGAUGGACAUCUCGUUAUCCGCUGGUUCUGGGCUGCAGUGGAACGCUUCAAUAAUGAGCAAAGACUAAGGUUACUUCAGUUCGUCACAGGAACAUCAAGCGUGCCCUAUGAAGGCUUCGCAGCCCUUCGAGGAAGCAACGGACUUCGGCGUUUCUGCAUAGAGAAAUGGGGGAAAAUUACUUCUCUCCCCAGGGCACACACAUGCUUCAAUCGUUUGGAUCUUCCACCUUACCCCUCGUACUCCAUGUUGUAUGAAAAGCUGUUAACAGCAGUAGAAGAAACCAGCACCUUUGGACUUGAAUGAGGAGAUGGAGAGAGUCACCUGAUGUUUUCCUGGCCAGUGACAUCACCCUUUCUGGGAUGAUCCUCCUCCUCCUUUCCCUGAAUCAACUCUCCUUUGAUUUUGGUAUUCCAUGAGUUUUAUUUUCAAACCAAAUCAGGACUGACAAAAGCUGUGCAUGAAGAACUGCCUUCUUCUAAGAUCUAACCUUCAGGCUUAUCUCCUCUAUUUUCAAUAAACUGCUAGCCUGUAUGCAAUAUUUAAAAAACAAAACAAAACAAAACAGCUGUCUCAAGAUCUGUGUAUAUCUCCACAUACCUCCAUUACUAACAAUGAAAUAUGAAUGCAAGUUAUGCUACACUUGACCAAAUGGUAAUAAAUGUUUACGUCCAUUUAUAUAAUUUAAAAAGAAAUUUAAGCAUUAAGCAUUCAAGGCUUUUAUCCACCCAUAUCUUCUGAGCAGAACCACCAUUUUUUAAUAUAUAAUUUCCAACAACCAAGUCCAGAACUACAAGGUGAUCAAGUUUCUUUUCUUCCACUCUACUUUUCCCUAUAUAUACUGUCCAUCCAAAAACAGCAGUAGCAAAACUGAAAGUUUUAUACAUUCAACAUAUGACACAUACAUGGAACUAGCCUAGACAUAUGGUGCAAUAUUAUACUUCCUGACAAAUAACAAAAGCAAGAAAAACAUUACCUGCUGACACAGUGCAGGACAUACCAAUGUUUGUGGGGAUUGUGCUUCAAUUUUAAGUUCAGACAAGUCUAGGAGAGGAGCAGCCCUUAAUGACAGUACACAAGAAGCAGAAAUGUGUACAUAUGUCCAAGAAGGAGAUCUCAUUAUGUAGCUUACAUGGCUUCUAUCCUAACUGUAUAGAAUGUGAUGAAAGAAGCAGGAAAAAAGGAGAAAGAAAGAAAGAAAGAAAGAAAGGAAAAAAAGGACAUAUCAGGCUGCUUUGAAUACCUGAGUUUUGCACCGUGUUGUUUUACCUUUCUCUGUUUUAUUUAACCUAGCUACAGAUCUCCUCAAAAGGGAAAAAUAUGUAGAUAAUCUCACCUUUGUUACAACCAGGUAAAUGUUUGCUUGACAAACAAAUGUUUGUUUUCACUUUAGUGUUUUUUCACUGUUUUGUUUGUUUGUUUUCUACUUUCCUUCUUAAUCAUGGUGUUCAGAUUCCUCCACAUUUCAUUCACAGGGACCACAUUAAAUAAGAAGCUGCAGAGAAUGAUGGUGCUUGUUAGGGGUCAAGGGCAAAAUAAUAAUAAAUCUUCAUUCAUAAUAAUUUCUGGAACAGGGACUUAGCACCCCAAAGGCAAUUUGAUUUGUGUCAAAGUAGAGAUUCAGUUUCUUUUAGCAUUGAGCAUUAUCAGAAAAAUCAGUGUUUUCAGAAAAAAAAAAAAAAGAAAGAAAGAAAGAAAGCUCCAAAAAUAGCCUAACCUCUUGAAUAUUUUGGAAUGUACCCAAGCAUACUGGCCAUUUGCUGUUUUCUCUAGCUUUGUUGUCCAUCUUGUCUGAAUUAUGUCAUAAAUGAAAGUGUUUUUCCUCACGGAGAAAAGAAGAGCUGAAGGGUCCCACUGUUGAAAUGUCAUAUUGCUAUUUUCAAUAUAUUUAAAGCAAAAGAGAAUGCGAGACAUAUAGGACAAAGUUGACUUCAUAUGAUGCAUGUUUUUGUGCUUAUUAUGUCAGUUUGUAUCUGGAUAGUGCAUUCCUUAAUUUUGUUAACCUGCACUCUAGAUGAAAUAUUCUUUUAGUAGGUUUAUUUGCAAUGUCCAGCACCCUUUGUUGUAUAUCUGUUGUCAAUCAGGGAAUACUUCUGUUAUAGAAAGCUAGUCCUGUGUUGUCUGAAAAGAAUAUUGAAAAAAAAGAAUAUGAACUAGAUAGGACUUAAAGGAUCUGUAUAAUACAGUGCAUAUUUCACGAUCUAAAAAGUCAUGGGUUCUAAUGACAUUAUUAUUUAUUUAUGGAAUCAAAAUGUAAGUUUUACACAAAUCACUUUACUCUUUGAACAACAUCUUUAGUAUAAGGAGCAUGUUUUACCCUUUAGAAUUUGGUGUAUAUGUAUGUAAAUACCUAUUAAUUUAAGUAUUCAAUUCCUUUAGUAUUUAUUAAGCAUUGUCAAGGAACAAACCUAUUCAAAAUGAUAGAUCCUACUACAGAGGAACUUUAUAAUUCACACAAAUAUCCAACUAAUCUACUUAUAAGAUUAAAAAUAUCUACUCACCUGUAUAAAGAAGGAAUAAACUAUUCUAAAAGUUAUAUAAAGAUGGAUAACUUGGUCAUAAAUGCUUUUUAAAUGAAUUAUUUUCCUUUUCUCCUUCACCUUGAUACUAGAACUUCAGAGGUAUCCCAUAAACAUUACAGAAACAUGGGUAGUGGUAUAGCAUAGCAUAAUGGUCAUGCAAAGAGACUCUCAUGCCUGAGGCUCUAAAGUCCCAGGUUCAAUCCCCCACAUCAACAUAAACCAGAGCCGAGCAGUACUCUGGUAAACAAAAAGAAAAAAAUUACAAGAACAUGUAAAACUCUAAAUUCUAUAAAGAAACAUUGAUGUCUAAGCCUUAUUUAAUAUGGUCCCAGAUUCCAUUACAAACUUGCUCAGAAUCCUCAAGGGAAAAAAAAGGAGCACAGCAAAUUAUUACGAAGAGAUUAUGGUAUUUCUCUGUAUCCUAAAUGAUUUCUUUUAGUUAUUUUUUCUGAUGUAUGAGACUGACUUUUUAAAUUAUGUGUACUAUUUUCAUUGUGUAUAUAGCGAAACAGUUGUAGUACUAAAUGAAGCUCUUUACUUCCCCACUGAGGGUAUAAGCCUCCUGAAUUCAUAUCAUCCAAGGGGUAAAUCAGAUCUUUGUGAUACUACUUGCAGUGUGAAGUUUUCUCCAUAGAAGCAAUUGUAAAAUUAGUCACUAUGAACCACAAAUCUCCUAAGAUAAACUCCGUUAGAGGAACUUUUAUUAAGAGUCCGUGAUCCUUAAUUGGGAGACAAACAAGAACAAUAAAUAAGAGAAAACUUAUGUUACAUCCGAAACAAAUGCUAUUGAAGUACUAUAAUGACAAUUUCGUGAAUAUCUCAUUUUAGUCUAUUAUGUAAAGAUGAAACCCCUAAAAACAUAUAAACGUAUUCUUCAGGGUCAAGAGAAUCAUUCUAAAUCUAAUGAGAUCCUCGUAACUUCCUAUGUAUAUAAGUUGGCAGUAGCUAUGAAUGUUUUUAACUGCCAUCAUUAUUUUAGCACAAUUUUUUGAAGGAGUGGGAGCAUUAAGAAAAAGAGACAUGUGCUAUUUUGACAAGCUUUAAAUAUGCAAAAUCUAAGGCUUUUUUAAAAAAAAAAAAUAGUCCUACCAUAUCUUCUUGAACAGGAAGUAUGCUUGUGUGACAGAUGAGUAAGCUGGACUUUCCACGACAGUUCUAGUAUUACAUCUAUUACGCUGUUAGUGAUCAUCACCCAAAAUUUGGUUUUGGGUAAUUUUUUAGUUGCUACAAAUGUUUUCCCAGUCAAGAUGAAACAUUUUCAAAUGAAAGUAGAACUUUACACAACAAAUGUGGUGCUUUAUUAUUGUUGUUGUUGUUAUUAUCACGUACUUCAGUGUUCAUUAUUUAAAAAUAAAUUUAAAAAAUGAUUGCAAUACUACACAUCAAAAUCUGGGAUGAUGUUCCAGUCAUUAUGAGGUUCAAAAGAGAAAAUGUUCUUUUCCUGUUAGUGACAUGUACUCUCUUUGUUCUAGUAGGAGGGAAAAAAACGGUGCCUAGAGGUAGUAUAUAGAGUAAAUAUUGUUCCAUUAGCCUACUUCCUGCAGCUUCCAAUUUAUCUAAAGAAAUGUCUAUAACAGUUUUGUUAAAAGUCUUUGUUCUAGUCAUUAGCAAAAGAAGUCCACAUUAUUGGGCUGAUUUUGCUUACAUGGACAAGAGUUAUGUCAUGUGAUACUCAGGCCGAGCUUUCUCUUCCAUCAUAUCACCUUCAAGGAAUGUCAAUAAACUCACUUUGGUAUGGCA
Messenger RNA from Erinaceus europaeus (western European hedgehog), 9234 nucleotides. RefSeq names its product HECT, C2 and WW domain containing E3 ubiquitin protein ligase 1 (gene HECW1). The coding region runs from base 446 to 5278 and encodes 1610 amino acids. NCBI's taxonomy places the organism in Eukaryota, Metazoa, Chordata, Mammalia, Eulipotyphla, Erinaceidae. Gene Ontology annotation, molecular function: ubiquitin-protein transferase activity; protein binding. Gene Ontology annotation, biological process: regulation of dendrite morphogenesis. The transcript has 30 exons. The record is from RefSeq and is a predicted model, not a curated record.